CAACGGGGGCCGCAAGGUGAGCCCCACGAGCGUCCUUAUUGUCGGUAUGCGCUCUUCCACCCUCACAAUGGGCUCCUCAUACCCAGCUUGCUCUUCCUCCUCGUCCAUUGACGUGCACAAUCAAGCCAGGCCCCUGAACGCUUUCCAACCAUGACGGCCACGGAACCAUUCCGCCUCACAGCAGCACAAGCGCAAGCCAAAUUCAAAGAUGGCUCGUUGACCGUUGAGCAAUAUGCGAAAUCGCUCCUCCACCGCGUCUCGACACGCGAUCCGACCGUCCACGCCUGGGCAUACCUCGAUCCGGACCUCGUUCUUGAGCAAGCGCGCAAGCUCGACCGCAUACCGCCAGAGGAGAGAGGACCGCUCCAUGGCGUCGCCAUUGGUGUCAAGGAUGUCAUCCUUACGAAGGAUAUGCCGACGCAACACAAUUCGCCGAUAUACGAAGACGACGCGCCGAGGAUUGAUGCCGCGAGCAUCAUGACGCUGAGGGCAAAUGGGGCAUUGAUAUUCGGCAAAACAACGACGACCGAAUUUGCAGCCACCUCCGUCGGCCCCUCGCACAAAGGCCCCAAAACGGCCAAUCCACACGACCCUUCUCGAACACCGGGCGGCUCGUCGUCGGGCUCAGGAGCAGCGGUAGGAGACAUGCAGGUGCCAAUUGGCUUAGGAACGCAGACAGUGGGAAGCACAAUCCGCCCCGGCUCCUUCAACGGCAUAUACGCCAUGAAGCCUACCUGGAACUCGAUAUCGCGCGAGGGCCAGAAGCUCUACUCGCUCAUCUUCGACACCCUCGGCCUCUACGCUCGGAGCGUAGACGACCUACAGCUGCUCAUAGACGCCUUUCAACUGGUCGACGAUGGGCCUGAGGGGCACUUCGCCAUCAAAGGUGCCAAAUUCGCCCUCGUCACUCUCCCAACACCGGAAUGGCCCGAGCCCGGUCCUGGCACCGAAGCCGCAAUGAAGAAAGGCGCAGAGCUUCUCCGAGCCCAUGGCGCUAUGGUUGAAGAGAUCACCUUGCCCGACGAGUUUCGCCCAAUGUACAAGUACCAUUUGCAAGUCCUCGCCGGUGACGGCCGCGUCGCAUUUCUCCCCGACUACUACCAGGCGAAGCACCAUCUUCACGAUUCGCUCAUUGGUCAUGUUGAAAACAAGGAUAAGCAUACGCGGAGAGAUCAGCUAAAGGCUUUCGAUGAACUGGCGGCUAUGCGACCGAAGAUGGACGUGCUCGCCGAUAAGUAUGCCGCAAUUAUCGCCCCGAGCGCCCUGGAUGAGGCGCCUGUUGGGCAAGGAAAUACAGGCAGCGCGGCCUUCUGUGGACCGUGGACCGCCAUGCAUAUGCCGGUCGUAAAUGUGCCAGGCUUCAAAGGCGAGAAUGGUAUGCCGAUUGGAUUGAGUGUGGUUGCUUCGAGAUAUCGAGACCAGCAUUUGCUGAGGGUGUGUAGGGAGGUGGGGAAGAUAUUUGAGGCUGAAGGGGGGUGGAAGAGGAAUCUGUGAGAGCUGGAUGCUGAGGAGCGUACGUGAUGUAGAUCGAGGAAAUGGGUGCAAAUGGGACCAGCUGGCAUUCGUAUAGCCAAUGCUGAAGAGCUUCACAGGUCGGUACAGUGGCACGUAUAGUUGGUGUACGACCUUGCAUCUAUGCAGGUCCUUGAAUACGGAGUCUAUUUUACAGCCCAGGGUGGAGUUCGCCGAG
This is a messenger RNA of Trematosphaeria pertusa, 1690 nucleotides long. Its product is annotated as Asp-tRNA Asn/Glu-tRNA Gln amidotransferas-like protein subunit A. Bases 151 to 1494 code for a protein of 447 amino acids. The record is from RefSeq and is a predicted model, not a curated record. The transcript is spliced from 2 exons. NCBI's taxonomy places the organism in Eukaryota, Fungi, Ascomycota, Dothideomycetes, Pleosporales, Trematosphaeriaceae.